GGUUGGUCGGUCAUUUUUGCGUUUGCAGGCUAUGGUGAUGAAUGGCGUCGUUGCCGACGACUCUUGCACCAAACUUUCCGUCCUGACUCUGCACCCAAGUUUCGUCCAAUGCAGAUCAAGCGCGCGCAUGAGAUGAUCAAUCUAAUUAAUGACCCUCAUUGUCACUUUGCAACGUCAGUCUAUGUGUUUGUAAACUACUAA
This is a messenger RNA of Suillus fuscotomentosus, 201 nucleotides long. RefSeq lists its product as uncharacterized. NCBI's taxonomy places the organism in Eukaryota, Fungi, Basidiomycota, Agaricomycetes, Boletales, Suillaceae. The record is from RefSeq and is a predicted model, not a curated record. The annotation marks the transcript as partial. Gene Ontology annotation, molecular function: oxidoreductase activity, acting on paired donors, with incorporation or reduction of molecular oxygen; monooxygenase activity; heme binding. The transcript has a single exon.